This is a messenger RNA of Mytilinidion resinicola, 4460 nucleotides long. RefSeq names its product leucine rich repeat protein-like protein. NCBI's taxonomy places the organism in Eukaryota, Fungi, Ascomycota, Dothideomycetes, Mytilinidiales, Mytilinidiaceae. The coding region runs from base 411 to 4076 and encodes 1221 amino acids. The record is from RefSeq and is a predicted model, not a curated record. The transcript is spliced from 4 exons.
CCCCAACUCGCCAUUCACGCCACCGCCCUCCCCGCCGUCCAUGCUGCCUCAAAUACUGACUAUGGACGCGACAGGCACUGCACCUUCCGUUGAUGCUCCCGUGCCCGCCGGCCUUCCUUGGCUUGCUCUUCUGCGUGUCCCGCGCUUCCAAUCGCGCCGAUCGAUAUCUCCUUCCGCCGUAUACCCCACCAUUGCACGACCCUGAAACCGCCGCCUGAUUGGCAUACCAAUUCGACAUCACCCUCCCUAGGACUUGGACCCUUACCGCGGAUAUUUGGAAGAAGAGGCGGGCAUUGGCUUCUCCGCAACGUGUUGGAUAUUGCAGAAGCGAAUUCGAACUAUUCAUUUUCUAUCCUGCGCAAAAAUAUCAAUUGUCGAAGCUCGGGCGAGCUUAAGGCGUGGCCUCCACCAUGUCUCACCCCGGGAAAGAGGGAAAGGAUGGCCGCAAGCGCCGCAGUAUCUUUGCUCGCACUCCCCUCAGUUCCUUCACGCCAAUCCACGAUAAAGCCGAAAGAGACAAGGACGAGCCUGCAAACCUGCUAAGGAAGCGCAGGACAAACUCGCUACUAACCAACCUCCAGACAUCUAUCCACAUUGGAGAAGACGAUCCUUUCGGAGAUGGAGCAACGAGCCCAGGCUCACCUGUCAGGCCACCUUAUGGGGGCAGCCGGGGCAGCAGCCGAACGUCCAGAUUUGGCUCCCUUCGGUCUCUAAGAUCUCUUGACGACUAUGAAGAAGCCCGGACGCCUACUUCAAUCAAAACACCAUCCGUAAAUAUGAGUCCGUUAGACGACACGUUCCGCAACCGCCAUGUUUUGCACCAUGGGGAAGUUCAGACAAGCAGUUCCAUGUUCAGGAAGAAGAAAGAGUAUUUGGUCUUGACAGAAACGCACCUAGUCCGCUUCAAAAGCCACCACAAAGCUUCUGAAACUUUCAGCGCCGUCCCUUCCCCCCUAUCACGAGGACUUUCAAACGUGAACGUUCGUCACAGUCAGAGCCCGUCUGCCGGGUCUCAUGAGUUCAAGUCGGUACCUUCGGAAGCUUCUGGUGACCGUGAAAUGGGCACGCCUCUACGUCAGAUUGUUGCUGUCUACGAUCUCGAUGACGGACGUCCCCAUUUUGCAAUCGAGAUUACUUAUCUCGACGAUGAGACUAAUCAUGCGUCCUCUAUGACACUUCAAUUUGGAGAUCCUGAAGAUAUGAAGCUAUGGCUAGCCGCGAUUCGAGAGGCAGCCAAUCGUGUCCGACUGGCAGAUCUAAACCCCCUGUCUGAUAUGAACUCGGAACUUUGUGCUCGCGUCGUGGAAAGGGAGUUUGACUAUGUACCGCCCAAUUAUGCCAUCUACAAGGUGGUCCAGCGACCACUUGGAAAGACCGGGUCGCGGUCCUCUUCUGACGACCUUUCUAAGGCCAUUAGUACUGUGUGUUUCCUUGCUAUCGGUGUUCACAAGGUACAUCUGAUUCCACUGUUCAGACCUCAACGACCUUCUGGUACCUCCCUGGCCUCUCAGAAUGCCCAGUCAUCUUAUGGUAUCCUCACAAUCACCGAGCUCAAAGUCAGCGAGAAGGAUGAUAGUUUUGAGCUAACCUUUCGGAAACCUCUAGAGAGGCCAAAGGUACUCUACCUAGCAUCGCUCGCUUCACAUGAUAUCGCGGUACGAUUACGGUAUGUUGAAGAGAACAUGCGACCAGAGUGGGAAUCACGUCCGUACACUUUUGACGUUCCUGAUGACGUCAAACGUGAUAUUCUACGAAACAGCAGUCCACACCCGAUAGAUAGCGAGUCCCUUGAUCGUACGCUUAUUGGAUAUUGUAUUGCCUACGACGCCAACCCGGAGAACAUUCGAUACCAAAUAACAUAUCCCGAUGAAGACUCUCCCCGCUUUGAGUUGUUGCCGCCAGAUAAUCGGCGAAACAACCAAUAUACAGCUCUAGAACUUCUUUCGGUCAUGCGAGCCCUGCGCUAUAACGAAUCCUUUUGCGGUCUUACUUUCAAAGACGUCCACCUGGAUGUUUUAAACGGCCUCGAGGAUAGAUAUGGAACCGAGCACGUCUGUAUCAAGACCAAACGUGGAACACUCGUUCGAAUGGACGUAGAAGAGCUUGAGAGAUCCUGUCUUCUUGUCCAGGAAAUUCGCGCGAUGGCAGUCACUAGCCGAAAGUUAAGGAGAAUGGACUUUUCGUCUUGCAUUUCAAGGAAACCUCGGAAUUACGAAGACACGGGAAACAAAGACAGGGAUAUUGGAUGCGGGAUUGUGGAAGCCCUAUUCCCGUUAUGCAAAUAUCAGACGACUAAUGUUGAUUGGAUAGCUCUGAACAAUAUCGAGUUGGGCGAAACGGAUUUCGAUUAUUUGGUCGCGGCAGCAGUGGAAAGGGCCUGUCACUUCCGUGCACUCGAGCUGAGCGGAUGUGGGUUGACAGAUCGAACGCUGUCUCUUCUGCUUGACUCUCUGCGACCGCAAGAGAAUACUCUUGAGGCUAUCAACAUCUCACGGAAUCCUUUCCGGCUCUCACCUGCCAUAUUUGACUCUCAGAUUGGGUCUUUCGCAUACAUCACGAAGCUCAACCUCGCACACGUUGCAAGGACAUCAGGAUCAGAGCCACUUAUAUCCUAUGAGACAUUUCGGGUUUGGAGGUUACAAGAGCUAGUACUUAGCGGCACUUCGCUCAACAAUGCAAUGGUCGACUCCAUCGCUUCCUAUCUUCUAGACUACAAACAAUCCAAAGCCCUGCGCGAGCUCCGCCUCGACCACUGCUACCUCACCGGCAAAGACGUCGCCUACCUCAUGCACUCCAUGACCGAAAAGCCCGGCUACGCGCGUGAACUCCACCUCGACGUCAGCGAAAACAACAUCGAGCAGAACCUCGACCAGCUCACGACCGCCAUUGCCAGCGGCCUCGCCCCCUCCAGCCUCACGAUCCGCCUCAUCGAGUUCGAAGAAGAAGCCGAAUUCCGCCAGCUCAUCAUCGCGCUCGCAACCAACCGCACCAUCCGCGCCCUCGACAUCUCGCGCGCCUCGCUGCCCUGUGACGCCGACGACGAGACGUGCCACGCGCUCGAGAUGAUGUUCGCCGAGAAUUCCACCCUCCUCUUCCUCGACAUUUCAGGCGAGGACUCGCGCCUCGAAACCACCAAGCUCGGCGUCGGCAUCAACAAAGCCCUGCGCGGCCUCGAGCGCAACCGCACGCUGCAAACCCUGCACAUCCAGUUCCAGAAGCUAGGCCUGCAGGGCGCAUCCACCCUCGCCGACGUGCUGAAGACCAACGACACGCUGCAGGAGCUGCACUGCGAGAACAACGGCAUCGGGCUCCCCGGGUUUACGGAUCUGGUGAAUGCGCUGCAUAGGAAUACGACGUUGCAGUACCUGCCCGCGAUGCAGGAGUCGCGGCUGACGGCGCUCAAGCAGACGGAGGACCAGGUCAAGCAGAUGCGCGACGAUGGGGGAGUCGAGGCGCCGCGGCGCUCGGCGUCGUCGACCACCGCCAACGCCAUCUCCUCGUCCUUAUCCAAAUUCACGAAAGGGACGAAGUUCAUGACCAUGCCGUCGACGUCGUCGAAAGCGCAGAAUGGCCAGCACCACGGGCACGCGCAUCGGAGGAGUGGUAGUGGUGGGAGGCAUCCGCCGAGUAUGUUGUUGAGUGAUCAGGACAUCAACGCUGCGCUUAGGCUGGUGGAUGAGAGCUGGGGCCGGCAGAUGUAUCGGCUGCAGCAGUAUCUGGGCCGCAAUUGGAAUAUUAAAAUGGGCGUGAGCACGCAGCUGGAGGUGGAUGAGGAGGAGUUUGAGCGGCCAGACACAGCAACAGAUCUGGGGAGAGUUGUCGAGAGGGUCAGGAGUGAGCGGACGCCGACGGCGGAGAAAGAGCUGGAGUUGGGAGAGUGGCUGGUUGGUGGUGAAGGGGAUGACGGGGACAGGGAAGAGUGGGGCGGGACGGGCACGAGGGAGGGGAAGCAUCUGGAGAGGGUGGUUGAGGCGUCCUCCGCGCAGGUGCGGGAGGCGAGCGCGUUUGAGAAGGAGCUGGAGAUGAGUUUUGCGGCGAAUGGGCUGGACUGGGACGGGGGGAAGCGGUUUGGGUAAUUGCGAUUGGGACGUAUGUGAAAAUGGGUUAGAUUUCUGGGUUUCGUGGCGUUUUGGGAUGGCACGGAUGUCUGGAUGGGGCAGGAUGGGGCAGGAUGGGCAGGAUGGAAACGAAACCGUGCUUAUUCUCUUGGGGCCUGCGCGGGGGUUAGGUAUGCAUGUUCGAUACGAUACACCUUUGGUUGCGUUUCUUGUACACAAGCUCUCUUGCGGUUUGCGGCUUUGUAUAUUUUGAUAGGCAUGAGGGAGCGUAGAUAUCAUACAUAGAUAUAACCUUUUACUCGAUGCAUGGAGUCGUAGGUCCCAGUUCAUCCGAAGGUGGAACAGCACACGCGUUUACGACGCUAUCUGGGAAUGGUGGGGCUCGCGGCGUCUCGAUUGAGC